Molecule: messenger RNA, 765 nt
Organism: Astyanax mexicanus (Mexican tetra)
Lineage: Eukaryota; Metazoa; Chordata; Actinopteri; Characiformes; Acestrorhamphidae
Exons: 6
Coding region: 114-749 (211 amino acids)
Biological process (GO): protein ubiquitination
Molecular function (GO): ubiquitin-protein transferase activity
Source: RefSeq, a predicted model, not a curated record
ACCUUAGGAACAUUUUUCAGACCCGUCCCUACGACAAGAAACCAGAGACAAAACUUCCCCCUCAGCUAAACAGCAAAGUGACCGUGACUCAGAAUGUCCUGAAAAAGAAGAUCAUGGAGUCUAAGUCGGGACGUUUUAUGGAGAAAGACAAGCGUAUUUUAGAGGAGCUGAAGAGUCUGCACUGUGACCCUCAUCCAUACUGCACGGUUCUACCUUCAGAAUCUGAUUUCAGUUUCUGGAAGAUUCUGCUGAAAGGUCCUCCUGAAACACCGUAUGAGAACGGAGUUUUUGAGCUGUAUUGUGAGUUUGGUGCAGAAUACCCUGUGAAGCCACCAGUAAUGAAAUUCCUCACACCCAUUUAUCACUGCAACGUGAACAGUGUGGGAAGAAUCUGCCACAACAUAUUUGAUCGUAAUUACUCCGCCCAGAUCACCAUGCGGGAGAUUCUGGAUGCUGUUUACGGACUCCUGAUCGCUCCUGAGCCAGAAGAUCCUUUAGACAGUGUCCUGGCAGAGGAGUGCAUGUCCAAUAACAAGAAGUACAAGGAAGAAGCUCGGAAAAACACAAAAAGCAAUGCCAGUAUAUCAAUGCAGGCAGCAGAGCAGAAAUACGCUCCUGAACAGUCGAAAACUGUCGCACCUCCUCAUCUGAUUUGCCCACUGACAAAGAAACUGUUUGUAGAUCCAGUUAAAACGAACGAUGAAUAUACAUACGAACGCCAAGCCAUCGAGGAGCAUAUCAAGAAGUAAGUUCAUUUAUAUAUUU